UAUUUCUGCUGAGUUGUAUCCUUUUCUGGAAAUGUGAUCAUCUUGUGACAAAGUAUAUGUCAUCUCCCACAGCAUCUCAGGAGAACCUGGUUUUUAUUCAAGAUGCUAUUCCAAAUCUUAGGAUUUCAAUUUGCAGAGAGUUCCUUGUUUCUCAAUGUAAAAACAAAACUGUUUCCAAUGAGCUUGUAUGUGUUUGGAGUAGCAGCAGUAUCCCCAGCUAUACCUUAAAUGGGUCUGAAACCUUGAUUGAGUUUUUAAACAUGUCAGACACUAAAUAUCUUGUGUCUGAUCUUGUGGAGAGUAUUGAUGUAAUGGAUAAGAACAGUUCAACCUGGAGAACAGCGUAUUCACAUAAAAUUGCUACGAACAACUCAGAUUUCAGAACUGAAAUGUUUCCCUUCGAGGACCAAUCAACCCUGCUUUGCCACACUUGGAACCAGAAUAUCUCCUCACUGUCAAAUUUUAGAGUGAAACCAUUUUCAGAAAUUGGUAAUGUCUUGAUAUAUUUUCACAAUUCUGGUGAAUUUCUGCGCAAGAAACUUCGAAGUGAAAUGAAUACUUUUCCCAGUAUCAAUUACAUAAUGCAAGUUGAGCUUGAAAUCUCCAUCAGUAAGAUGUUAUCAAUGGAGGAAAUAAAAUGUGGAAAAGAGACUUACUCUUAUGAUUCUUGCAUCCUAAACAGCAAUCUUGAAACAAUGGAAGAAAAAUGCAUCCCCCCAUUUGCUGUACUCAACCAAACUGGCGUUGAAUCUUUGUGCACCAAUUUUACAGAUGGGGAGGAGGCUUUAACUGUCUUUCAAAAAUCCCCUAAAACCUGUAAACCAUCCUGCUUUGAAACAGUGGUAAAGUUAAAUAUGGUCCCAGUUGAUGUACUUUUCCCAACCCUUAAUCCUAACUCUCCAUCCAGUACAUCUUUUACUGGAUAUCUAUUUCGAGUCCCAACCAAAGUUGUAUCUUCCACGAUAUUUGGGACUUACACGAUUGUUACUUUAAUUGCGGAGUUUGGUGGGUGGAUGGGAUUACUCUUAGGCUUAUCUCUUCUUGGAGUUAUGAACCACUGGUGGGAUAAGUGUAGUGAUGAGUUGGAAUUUUCUAAGGUUUUGAAAAUAACUCCAAAAUUACUUAUCUAUUUAGUAUCUCUGGUUUUCAUUGGAUUGGUUUUUGGCAGAGCAUUGCUGCGAAUGCUUUAUAAAGAAACUGGAUUGGAUGUUAACAUUGAGGAGACCAUCUCUGAUUUAAGUAUAUCAUUUUGCUCUAUGGAGAGUGUUUAUUUGAACCAAACAUCAAAGGACGGUAAAUCUGAGUUAGUAUAUGUUGGUAACUCAUCAUCAAUCUGGAACAAUGACAUGAAACUAAGAAGUAAGAUUGAAUUUAUCACUGCUGAACUGAGAAAUGGAACCAUCAUAAACAUCUACAAGGAGCGAUCCAAUAUGUCACAGUACAUUCUCUACUCAACAAAUAUCCCAAGGCUCAUCAACUAUUUUGAGAAUUGUCAUACUCUUGACUUACAAUUUGAAGUACCUGUUAAGAAAUUAAGUUUGGUGGCCCAAAAAGAGUUCACUAUAUAUGUACACAAAACUGGGCAACUGCUAAAUAUGGAUUUCAGGCAUGGUUUUAAUUACGUCAACAGCCAAUCCAUGCAAACAAGGAUAGGCCGUGUCUUUGUGUACAGUACAAGACUAAAAUUGAGCAUUGAGCUGUUAAGCCUAGGUGCAGUACAGUAUAAUGCUUAUUCCUUAAAUUCCACUUUUGAUGACUGUGUUUUGGAUACCAUGUCAAAAGAAGAAGAAACAGAAGCAUUCAAACCAACUUCUGUCUUGAAAUUGAAUGAGUUGAGAUUGAAUGAUGUUAACCUUACUGAGUUUGAAUUCAUUAAACUUAGGAAUGGGUUUCAGCAAGGAGAUAUCUACUCCUUUUGUGACUAUCCGUCUGAAAUUGCUAAGAUCAGUUAUGCUCCAGAAGUUGAAGAUAGUAUUUUUCAUCAGGAAUUAAUCAACAGACUGCCAACUCCAUCCAAAGCACAUCAAACUCAGAGAAAUGAAAUUGAGGUUUCCUUCCCUGAAAUUUUGAUUGUGAGCAAGGCUUAUUUUACCUCGGACACUAUUACUCUGUUUGCUGAAGUUAGCGGUUGGGUUGGGCUUAUCCUAGGAUACAGCUUACUGAACGUGGGUCAACUGCUACAAGAUGUUCUGUUGAAGCUGAGUAGGAAACUAUCUAGAUUUAUCUAUUGGAUUGUUUUCCUAAUCCUCUCACUUGGUAUGCUUUACGUUGUUGCAACAUCAAUAGAAAAGGUGAAAGGUAAUCUGACUGGUGCAAAUAUAGGAUUCCAUGAUUAUGACGAGAUUGUAAAUCUUUCUGUCACGGCCUGCCGGAAAAUGACUCUCGGGGAUGAGGGGGAUAGAGUCAGUUCAUUGAUCUCUGUUGAGCAGAAACUCCAAAGCCAAGACUGGAAAAUCCUAUACGAAGCCAAUAAGAAUGAGACUGCAGGGCACAACUCUACUUGGAUUGAUAAGGGGUAUCGGAUCUGCAAAACUUUCAUCUUAAAGGGGAGAUUGUUCACAAGCUAA
Eurytemora carolleeae is the source of this 2567-nucleotide messenger RNA. RefSeq lists its product as uncharacterized. NCBI's taxonomy places the organism in Eukaryota, Metazoa, Arthropoda, Copepoda, Calanoida, Temoridae. The coding region runs from base 57 to 2567 and encodes 836 amino acids. The transcript has 9 exons. The record is from RefSeq and is a predicted model, not a curated record.